Messenger RNA from Ctenopharyngodon idella (grass carp), 6120 nucleotides. It is a transcript of the gene rbm47, whose product is annotated as RNA binding motif protein 47. Lineage: Eukaryota; Metazoa; Chordata; Actinopteri; Cypriniformes; Xenocyprididae. The record is from RefSeq and is a predicted model, not a curated record. Gene Ontology annotation, molecular function: mRNA binding. The transcript is spliced from 7 exons. Gene Ontology annotation, cellular component: nucleus. Bases 535 to 2343 code for a protein of 602 amino acids.
AGACUAGCGCUAAUUACUCUCUCUCUCUCUUUCUUUCUCCGCCCGCUCUCUCUCUCUCUCUCUCUCUCUCUCUCGUUUUCCCUCCCUCCUCCUCCUCCUCGCCAGUGAAGGAGAGACACAGGGGAACGAACAGCAAGGACGGGGAAGUGAAACAGUUUGGAGACAGAAACUAAAAGAAAAAAAGAGAGAAACUUAAAGUUAUUUUCAUCACUCUGGACUGUCAAAACCUGCAAGAAGACACGAUAAAGGGUGAAAUACAGAGAAACAGGGAUGAAUGUGGCUGAUCUGCUGUACCUUUGAUUAAUGCAACACAUAGAUUCUCUUUGACAGCUAUUAAAAGCGCAGACUGUGUGUGUGAAAGCGAGAGACUGACCGAGAGAGAGAAGAGAGUAACUGCUGACGCCAGACAGACAGAAGGCCUGAGUGUGUGUGUGUGACUGUGUGUGAGUGAAACUGCAGCUACACUGCCACUCGGACACACAUUCACUCACCUGAAAAGACAGACUCCAAUCCUGAUUGGAUGCUUAUUUCAGAAUGACAGCAGAAGACUCCGCCUCUGCCGUUGCCAUGAGUAACCCUAGCCCUUCCUCCUCUAAGUCCUCCUCUGGGCUUCCGCAACAUCACAGCUCUAUCCCAGAAGGAGUGGCUGGGGCCCCAAAUGAAGCUGCACUCGUGGCCUUGAUGGAGCGGUCAGGCUAUGGAAUGGUGCAAGAGAAUGGACAACGCAAAUACGGCCCGCCACCUGGCUGGCAAGGCCCCUCCCCCCCACGUGGCUGUGAAAUCUUUGUGGGUAAAAUCCCACGUGACGUUUACGAAGACGAGCUGGUGCCAGUAUUUGAGACUGUUGGACGGAUCUACGAGAUGCGCCUUAUGAUGGACUUUGACGGGAAGAACCGCGGUUACGCAUUCGUCAUGUACACCCAGAAGCAUGAGGCUAAGCGAGCGGUUCGUGAACUCAAUAACUUUGAAAUUCGUCCAGGAAGGUUGCUAGGUGUGUGCUGUAGUGUAGAUAACUGCCGCCUCUUCAUUGGCGGAAUCCCCAAAACCAAGAAACGUGAGGAGAUCCUGGAGGAAGUUUCCAAGGUGACAGAGGGAGUGCUGGAUGUGAUCGUGUACGCGAGUGCUGCGGAUAAAAUGAAGAAUCGUGGCUUUGCCUUUGUAGAGUAUGAGUCUCACCGUGCUGCUGCUAUGGCCAGAAGAAAGCUCAUGCCAGGACGAAUUCAGCUCUGGGGUCACCAGAUUGCAGUUGACUGGGCAGAACCUGAGAUUGACGUUGACGAGGACGUCAUGGAAACAGUGAAAAUUCUGUACGUGCGGAACCUGAUGAUCGAGACCAGUGAGGAGACUCUACGCCAAACCUUUGGCCAGUACAACCCUGGCUGUGUGGAACGUGUCAAAAAAAUCCGAGACUACGCCUUUGUUCACUUCGCCAGUCGAGAAGAUGCUGUGGUUGCAAUGGACAACCUGAAUGGCACAGAGAUCGAAGGUUCCCGUAUCGAAGUGACCCUGGCCAAGCCUGUGGAUAAGGAGCAGUACACUCGCUAUCAGAAAGCAUCGAAGGGAACACCGGCUGCGACACCCACCGACAACACCCAACAAAGUUACGUGUAUCAGUGUGACCCAUAUACACUCGCCUAUUACGGCUAUCCAUACAGCACACUCAUUGGACCCAACCGAGAAUAUUUCAUCAAAGCAGGUACUGUAAGAGGCCGUGGCCGUGCUGGGGCCGGUAAUAGGGGCCCAGGGCCCCGCGGCUCAUACCUUGGUGGCUAUUCAGCUGGCCGAGGCAUAUACAGCCGCUACCAUGAAGGAAAAACCAAAUUGCCGGACAAACCUUACGAGAUCAUGCCCAAUCUAGAGCUGACAGCUGUGAACCCAGUGGGCAUGAAGCCUGGCACAAUGGCUCUUCCAGCACUUGGUGCCCAGUACCCUGCUGUUUUUUCUGCUGCUCCAGCACCUAAGUUAAUGGAAGAAGGAAAGAUGCACCCAGUGGAGCACCUGAUAAACCCUUUGGCCCUCCAGCAUGACCCCACAGCUGCCUCGGCCACUGGAGCGGUCAUGCCUGCAGUCUCCACACCACCCCCUUUCCAGGGUCGUCCUAUGACUCCCAUCUAUGCUAUGGCUCAUAAUGUCCAGAGGAUCCCAACUGCAGCUGCCAGUCUGUAUGGGGCCGGGUACAUGCCUUUCGCUACCCACGCCAACACUGCCACGCUGGCAGCGCUGCAGAAGAAUGCUGCGAUGGCAGCCGCAACCUAUGGAGGGUAUGCUGGGUACAUGCCUCAGGCCUUCCCUACCACUGCCACCUUCCAGAUGCCCAUCCAUGAUAUAUACCAGACCUACUGAGAUACCAGCAGCAUCAAUCACAAUGACUUACAAUUACACACACCACAUCACCACAGGCCAUCAGACAUUUACGCUGCAUCUAUGAAGUCUGCUGGUUAACUGAACCACGCAGAGUAAAACUGACAUACUCACAACAAAAAUAACACCUUAUGACUCGUGUGAAGCUCCCUGGAAGCCUUUAGAGUUGUGCUGGCAGCAAGGAUGUAGAUUUCCGCUAAAUUUACUCACAGCUUCAUCAGACCCUCUGGCCCACAUUUAUUAAUCCAGACGUAUGACCUAGACCAAAACCACUUUUAUAUGCUACUGAUUAGCUAACUAAGAUAGGUAGACUUUUGUAUUGUAUGUUGUGGACUCAAACCCCUGCAAUGUGACCAGAACCUUGCCCGCUUUCCAUUUAGACCAAUAGGAAACAGUCUGUCAGUUCGACUUCUUAAAGGACUCGACCACUCUUGCUGAUUUCCGAAGCCAUCACACGACUGAAUGAAUGACAACUCCUGUUCUCGCGUGAUCAUUCGCAUAUUUUAUCAUCUUGCAAAGGUGUUGUUUAUUAGUUGAUCACCAGUACAGCGGUGGACUGACUCCGAGUGAUAUGUUCAUAUGAAGAAAUUCAAAACAGAGCAUUUAAGACUUGCAGAAGCACACCUAGUGACAUAUCACCUGACACAUCUUCCCCACACACUCCAGCUGAAAAUCGUGAGCCAGAGCGUUCAUGUCAUUGCACAAUCCUAAUACCACUCCUCUGCGUUCACGGCCACAAGAAUACUGAAGGAGCGUUGUAGUAUUAGUGGACUUUAAUAAGAGCGUAUUUAAUGCCUCUCUAUGCUUUAGUGCAUUUACUUUUGUUUUGUGAAGAAAAACAAAUUGACAAAACUGUAAAUGAACAAAAAACUGCUGAGCAGAAACUUCAACAACCACAGAAGUAGAAGAUUUAAAGUGUUUCAUGAAAAUGCUGUAUUUUGAGUAUAUAACAUAUUUGCGAAAUGUUUCGAAGAUGUCGGAAUCUUCCGUCCACUGGGUUUUCUGCGAGCGAGUCCAUAUGAGAAUACCUGCAUUCAUUUUUCCUUCUGUACUGUUUAUUGCUUAUGCAUUUUUAUAUUUAGGUUAUUUUAAGAUUGUACUAUUUAGUUGGCUUGAAGACUUUUCAGAUGUUGUUUUUAUUGUCUAGAGGAUUUUUUUUUCUUUUCUGAACUGGAAGAUAGACAAACACUGUUUUCCUUCUCAUUCUCAGAGGCAAAAUAAGUUUGAGUGUUCAAGAAAAAGCAAACUGGAAAAAGAGAAAAAAUGUUUUUCAGUCAGUUGACUCUAUGCUUGAUAACAUGUGUUCUCUGUUAAAGGGAUAGUUCACCCAAAAAUGAAAAUUCUGUCAUCAUUUAUUCAUUCCAACACUGUAUGACUUUCUUUUUUCUGUGGAACAUUAAGAUAUUUUGAGAAAUACAGUAUUCCUGUCUCAAACUGUAGAGCAUGAUGCUAACAACGCUAUGGUCAUUGGUUCGAUUCUCCUGGAAUCCAUGAAUUAAUGAAUUACCUUGAAUGCAAUGUAUGUCGCUUUGGACAAAAGUGUCUACCAGUGUUUUUUGUUUUUUCAUACAGUGGAAGUCUGUGCUUUUUGGUACAGGUUUGGAAAGACAUGAGAGUGAGUAAAUGAUUUGCAAUGAUUUUCAUUUUUGUUUAAACUAUCCCUUUAAAAUGUUUUAAAAGCACAAACUGGACUGACAAAAAGUAGCUGGGUUAAAGAUACAGCAUCAUUUAUGAUAACUUAAGGUCCGUUCACACCAAGAACGAUAACUAUAUUAGCGUCAUUACACAUUAAUGCACAAUGUCGUUCUGUUUAUUCUAAAUAUGUGCGCAGUUAUGUCGUCUGCCACUUUAAGUGCUCAAGCUCUAUAAAGCAGGAUGGAUUCUGAUUGGCUGUCAGUGUUUUCAUCAGCUGGAAACAAAAUCAUUCCUUUGUGGUGUGGACUGUGCUAUUCUGAGAACAAUUUUUAAAACUAUCUUCAUUUUGUAAUCAUUAUAGUCAUCAUCCUUGGUGAGAACGGGCCUUUAGUUCUGCUUACUUGUGCUGGUUGUGUUUUAGUUAAUAGUUGAUGACCAACUGUGAGCAGCCCUUAUUUUUUCAGACCAUUACUGUGAUUCCCAGCAUCCAGUCCUGUGCAUCAUUAGGAGAACACAAGCUCCCUUGUAUCCGCUUUUGUGCCAUUAAUACAAAUUGCACCUGAAGUACUGUCCCAUUUACCGCUGAACCAAUUAAGUUGAUGUUGUUUAUUAACGGUCUUGAGUUGCAGACCUUGAGUUGCAGGAUAAAAUCAGGUUAAUGGCGCGAUACUUUCAUUCUCCCAAUCAUAAUUCCCCCUAUAGAUGCUCGUAGACACAGUUGACGGUUGAUAGAGUUUUGUAGUUUGUUUUCUUUUGUAGUUCUAACACUGCAUUUUUGUAGAUCACACUCCAUGUUGUGUAGCUACUGUAGUACGAUGACUGUUCUGAGGUGCACUUAAACAUUUUCGGGUGUUAGAAGUUCUUGUGUAUGUAUGUGCUUUAUAAUGUGUUUGAGCAGGCACUUUUGUCUUUUUAGGGGUAUUUUGAUACCUCUAGAACUGGAAUGAACUGGACCAAACUGAAACCAGGGAGCUCAGAGAACCUGUUAAUAUCCUCAUUGCCUUUUCAAUGACUGCUGUAUGUCAUAUCAAUGUCCUCUUGAAGAAUGUUGUAUGCCACCUUUAUGCCUUCUGUAGGACUGCAUAUGUCACAUGUGCCUUUAUUCAGACUGCUGUCUGUUAAGUGACCUCUUAAACACUGUUUGUAAUACCACAGUGCUUCUUCUCUCCUAUUUUCUUUCAGAAAGUCAAGCUUUUUUGUUUUAUACUGUUGUGUCUAUGGGGGCUCUGAGUGUUAGAGCGCUGCUUUAUGUUGUAUUAUGCUUUCAUGUUCUAACAGAGUUGAUGUUUUAUUAAGUAUAGCCUGUUUUUUUUUUUAGACGAGACUGAGUGAAAGUUUGGGGAGAACUUCAUGAUAUACAACCAAACAAAGAAUGACAAUCCAUGCAGUUCACAUCACGUAAGCUAGAGACACAUUUUUGCACACUGCUGCCAUCAUCGAGGACAAUGUCUCUCGGUUAUGGCAUGUCUGUGUUUUUGAGAAAAGUGAACUAUCCCCAGUAGUUUUUCUCUGUCUGUUAUCUUGUAAUCUUUUAUUAUGAGCGAAGCAGUCAGGAUAUAUUUAAUAUAUACAGUACAUUGUUUUUGUGUAUGAAGUAAGAGGAAAUGCUAUAAUAUAUUUUAAGAAGACUUUUCCAUCUCAUUAGAUGUGCUUUAGAGGGUUUGACAGCAACAAAAACUAUUUUUUUGCCAAAGUGUUCAAUGCUACUAAACUAAUGCGAAUGUGUGUAUGUUCGGAUAUAUAAAAGUGGCUAUAAGUUGCCAGUGUGGAGUCAAUACUGGCCCAAAUUGAUCAUGCAUUCAUUGGCAAAACAUGCUUUCUUUUGCGACCAUUUCAUAAAACACUACAUGUGUAGCGUUUUUUUUUUUUUUUUUUCUUCCUUUUUUAUACUUGUUUUUUGUUGCUAAAAAACAAAUGAACAAGACCAGGUGACCUCGGCUGAGGACAUUUAGAUAAUGUAGAAUGCUAUUGCCAAAAUAUUCUUAUAUUUCCUCUUUUUUUUAGGUUUUUUUUUUUUUUUUUUAAGAUCUACUAGAACUGUUUUCUUUCUCGCAUUGUUUGUUUAAGGCUUUUUGGCAUUGUUGUAUUUAUAGAGGUAGUUUAAUAAAGCAUUUUCAAAAAGAA